UAUGUAAUCUAUGUUUUAUUAAGUUUUGUAGGUGUCGGCUACUAGAAGUAAUAGUGUUCUGUGGUCGGCUAGGUCAAAAAUAAUUUUGUCCAAUUUUUCGUUUUGUCUUGCAUUUUUAUGUAUCGAAAUCAUAAAAUGAUACUUGUAUAGCAUAAGGUGGUCGGUUCAAAAUAAAAAUUCCGACGGUCGGAUAUACCUCUAAUACGGUUAAUAGCUGAAACAGGCUUAAAUUAAUGUAAAUAUUUGAAACAAUAAAAGACCAAGAGGUCGGUUUUCAGUGUUAAGUGAUCACUACGCCCACAGUGAUAUUAUUAUGGAAACGAGACGAGCAGUGUGAUUAAAGAGGAAGAAACUGAUGAUGUCAGGAGAUCGAGCAACGCGGCCGAACUCUUUAGUGUUGGAUACGCCGGCACCGGAGCGCGAACCUCUGCGCUUCGAUGUGCAGUUAGUUGGAGCCCCACCGGAGGUUGAGCAGCUGGUUAAUAACAUCAAACAGGUAGCCGAAGAAUUCUUGUAUCACUGGAAAACUUUUCCCAUUGUAUUACCUCCAACACGGUUUGGUCCCGGUAACCGUCCAUGUGACAUCAUUAUUCCACCUCCUUGCGAUGAGGUGGAUGCAGCUGCUCUAGAUGCUGGACCGGAACCGCAACCUCUGUCGCCCAAACAACUACAAUCUAUUAGGGAGAAAGGAGAGUUCGAAGUACCUUCCCGUCACUUUCCUGGUCAAACGCACGUGUGGCGAGUGGCGGGCUGGUUGCAGCGCGGUAAGGUCCGAGCCCAAGAGGAACUCUACCGACACGUGGCGAGGGCGUUGGCGCUGAUCGUGGUAGUCGCCAGGGACCGACUUGUCAAAGAUGAACCGCUUUCUGUACGAGCGGGGAUCAAAUCGCUUCUGGCCGGCUUGCACAGGUUAUUGGAUCUGGCCAUUGGGAUGCCAUCAAUGGAGGCCCGGGAUCUCGAUAAGAAGAUACGCGAGGAAAGAUCACGAUAUCUGGUGGCAGAGUUGAUAUGCAAGCCGGAGCAACAGGAGGACGUGACGGCGUUGGCGGGCUGGGUGUGGCGAGCCUUACGCCGCGCCGCCGCAGAGAAGUGCGCCCCCCGCUGCCCCCCGCCCGUCCCCACGCUCUACACCACGCCCCAACACACGCAGGUUGACCUGCGUCUGUACCGUCGCGAGGUGAUGAGGAGUGCCCUGGGUCCGCUGCAGGCCGUGCUGGAGCGCGAGGCCCGCGGCUGGUUCCUGCACUUCCGGGAACAACAGGCCGCCCAUCUCGCGCGGGAGAAGAUGCCCCUGAAGGAUAUCGAGGAGGCGGUGCGCGAGUGCGGCAUGCGCGAGUACGUGUCGCGCGUGUGCGGCGCCGUGCGGGCCAGCGACGCGCUGCGGGCGCUGGGCCCCGGCCUGCCCGAGCUGCUGGUGGCGCAGCUGCGGGCGCAUCUCGCGCUGCACAGAGCCGAAGAAGGCGUCCGCAAAAAGAUCGAGGCGGGUCUUGCGGCGGCCGAGGCGAGGGUCCGCGCCUCCCACCCGAUCCUGUCCCGGGCCGACUCGUGGAGGAACGAGAAGCUGGCGGCGGCGGCGCGGCGGCUCCGGGACGAGUGCCGCUGGACCGCGCUCGAGGACGCCGCCGCCGCCAUGCAGGCGCACAAGCUGCACCAGCACCGCUACUUCCUGCUGCGGGACCUGGCCUUCCAGCGGGACCGGGAGCCCUUGUUGAUGAAGGAGCUGCGCGCGGCGCGGACGGCGCGGCGCUCGUGGCAGUGGGCGCGGCGCGUGUGGCGGCCGGCGCGCUGGGCCGUGGUGCGACACUGCCGCGGCCGCGCCGAGCGCGUGCGCACCGCCGUGGCCGCCCGCGCGCCCGCCGCCCCGCCCCGCGCCCGCCCGCCCGCCGCGCCGCCAGUGUUCCUGCUGCGGAGGGACGCCGUCUCCACCACCUCCACGCGCUGGCCGGCCUGGAGACUGCUCAACCUCGCCUAUAGAAUAUGGUGCUGGAGCUGGAACCUGGUGUACGUGCUGGGCGUGGUGGUGCCGUGGUGCUCCCCGCUGUCGCUGCGAGCGCUGGUCUGCGUCAAGCCGUACACGCCGGAGCUAGAGGUCUCCCAGGUGAAUGGAGUUUUAUAUCCGAAGAAGAGCAGCGAAACCCACACGAUGUGCUCGCGACUGCUGGCGCUGUGGAGGCACGUGUCCAAACAGCGCACGAAGUUCGAAACCGAACCGGACACCGGCCUACUGGGCAAGGGCUUGAGUCGGUGGGCGCACCGCGUGUGGUGGUACGGCGUGGUGGGGGGCGGCGGGUCGGCGGCGCUGCUGGUGGUGUUCCCGGUGUGCGCGCUGGCGGUGUCGGCGGCGGCGGUGCUGCUGGCGCUGGCGGCCCCGCUGUGGACGCCGCCGCUGGCGCUGGCCGCGCACGUGGCGCACGCCGUGCUCUACGACGCCGACUCGCCCGACCCAGCACUCAACAGGUGGUGUCCGCUGCUGGAGGUGGUGCUGUGGCGAGUAGCGGUGCUGGGCGUGCUGCAGCCCGCCGCCGCGCUGCUCACGGCGCUGCUGCUCUGUCCGCUGGCUGCUGCUGUCCUGCUCGUCGGCGGCGUGGCGUGGUGGGGCGCGCGCGGCGUGUGGGAGAGCGUGGCGUGGCGCGGCGUGGCGGCGCGGCGCGCGCGGGUGCCGGCGCACGACUCCGCCUUCUGCCGGCGCGUGCGCGGGCCCGGCCUGUACGCGCGCGUCUACUACCAGCUCACGUGCACGCAGGCGGCGGCGGCGGUGUGCGCGCGCGCCGAGCUGGAGACGCUGGGUCGCUGGGCGGCCGACACGGAGCGCGCCAUCGAGCGUCCGCUCAGGGACUUCGAACACUUCGUGGACGCCUGCUUCGGGCCCUUCUCCGUACAAAUAGCCAAGCGCGGCGCGUACCGGCAGCUGGAGCGCGAGUGCGGGUCGCUGGCGGGCUCGCUGCGGGACAAGGUGGCGGCGCGGCGCCGGGAGCUGGCGCUGCCGCUGUCGGACGCGGCGCGGGCGCGGGCGCGGCUCUCCCCGCGGGACCUCAGGCGGGCGAUCGAAGCGUCGGCCGCGGAGCUGAGCGCGCUGUGGCGGCGGGAGGCGCGCGAGGAGUCGUGGUGGGCGCAGCGCGGCCUGGCGCCCGACGACUGGCACGGGCUCGCCGCCAACAUGCUCGUCGAGGUGUUCGACGCGGAGACGGUGGUGGCGCUGCAGGACGGCGAAGCGCGGCUGCCGCUGGAGGGCAGCGAGGGGGCGCCCCCGCCCGACGUGCUGCCGCACCACGACCACGACCAGCCCGCCGACUGCCCAUACGUGUGGUGCUCGUGGGGCUCGGGGCCGGCGCUGCGCGUGUCCGCGCCCGCACUGGAGCCCGCCGCCUUCAGCCCCCGCGCCGCGCUGCACCCCCCGCUGCCCCACCCCGCCACCGUCGCGCUAGUGCUGCACAAUAGGGACUCGGACAACCCCGUCCCGCUGGACUCGGAGCUGUGCGCCGAGAUACUGAAGAGCCUGGAGGACGCGCCCGACUGCGACGAGAAGCGAGACGAAGUGGAGAGGUAUCGAGGUGGAGGCAGCUCGGAGGGAUCCAGCUCGGAGGCCAGCGCCGAGGAGGAAGAACGACCAAGGGAGGAAGACGACGGACUUUGCAGAGUGUCCGGUCGCAGCACGUGUCGGUGGACGCUGAGCGGGCGCGGCGUGAGGCUGCGCGCCGACCUCGCCAGCCCCGAGGACGUGUCCCUCGACGAGCGGCCCCCGCCCGGCACCCCCGUCUGACCUCUCGCCUGACCCCCCACGUGACCCCCCACCCUCCUCACUAGUGCCUGAUGUCACGUCGAUACUGACAUCCGAAAAUACAACGACUCUACGCUUGCUGGACACCGACCGACCUCCCCUCCCCCUCACUAGUGCCUGAUGUCAUGUAGACAGUGACAUUCGAAUAUACAACGAUGCUAAUUAAUACGUAAACGCACCAAUUAUCCGUACGUAAAGUGAUAAAAUAAUCGAUUAUUGGCAAUUAUUAACGUAUAAUCAAUUUUUAGGUUAAAUAGCUAUGAUUAAAUAUAAGUAUCAGACCGGACUGCUGGUUGAUACUGGUGGCGGAAAUCGGACUCUGACAACAGUAAUGCCCGUAUCGAUAACAAAACAGUUAUAUUUAUCGACAUCAAAACUAACAUUGGCGUUGCAUAAAAUUGUCUCUAUGUAAAUGUAUAGAGAACUGGAAUUAAAUAGAGUUAUACUUUAGAAAUAAUCUGGCAAAUGUAGUAUCGGUAACUUGUAAUAUAGAGAAUUAAAAAUUGUCGCAACGCUUCAAAAAAUACCAAAUUGGUAUGAAAUGCAGUUCGAGCUUAAUUUUUUUUAAUAUCUUUCUCUCAAGAAUCCCUUUAUAUAAAUUAAAAUAAUAAGUUAAAAAAAGCGUACCUAUUAAUAAGUAAUAUUUCCAUUUUUGAAAUCAUAUCAGAAUAUUUUGUUCGUAACAGUUGACAGUACUGAAUGAAAGAACGAAUUCAAAGAGAACUCUUUAGGUUUAGAGACUUCAAGGUCUUAGUUACCAGGUCAUAAAAAAACAUCUGCCAACUUAAGCUGAUGAUAAAGGUAAUAUCGCUUCAGUAAUAUUAUGCUUUACGAAUACCAAAGAUCUGUAGGAAUGCCUCAAUACUCAGAGUAUCAUUUGUAAAAUAAAACAUAGUGCCUAGCUAGUGAGAGUAGUGAAGUGUAAAUAAUAUAUAACUAGAUCCUAGAUCAAACGCAUAGGUUUAUCUUCAAAAGCUUAUAGGAUGGAAAGCUCUCUAUGAAAAUACAUUGGCUGUGGUGAGAGUUACCGCUGUGAUGAGUUUGUAUGAGUUUGGCUAACUCUCGGCUUGUACGCCGUAAUGACGAAGUACAAUCAGUUGCAUAAGUGCAUGGACACAUGCUUUGGAAUUAUCCAUCCACUUUUGCCGGGCAUAGUACAUGAAAUACGAUGACCGUCGAAUGUCCAUAUUCUUUGAGUGGAAAUUUUUAUUUUAAUUUAUCAAUAAUUGAUUUUAUCUUGUUUAAAAACCACGAGGGCCACUGACCUGUAAGUGAGAUCAGUUUUAGAAUUCAAAGCUACUAUGCUUCAGUUUCUGUGCUCCGAACGCUCACGGCUGGCAGCUUGUAAAAAAACUCAUUGCAUUUGCACGAGCUGAUAAAAAAAAGAAUGUGUCAAAAUUAACAACCCGCUUUGAACACAUCGUAUGUACAUCUCUUUCUGUGUCUAGAGUUUGGAUGAGGUGCGAGAGAGAUGAGAUAUCAUUAUCGAUGUUGUAUGAAAUUAAUAAAAUAAUACUGUUCAUGUUUUUAUACACGAAAUAAUACUGAAGCAGUUAAAUGAGAUUUAGCGUUACCGUUUUAAUUGCUUUUUUAUCUUAUUUUAAGUAAAUGUGAUUGUUUACAAUUACAUUUAAAAUGCAAUUUAAAUUAAUUUUUAAACUUUUACAUUUUUAAAUUAAUUUAUUUAAAAAAAAUUAUAUUGCAUACGUUCAGUUUUGACAAAGGCAGCUGGAUAACUAGUUUAAAAAAAAAAUCCGUCUACCAAAAAUAUCUAAGUAAUUUCUAAAACCUGAUUUUUAUUGCAUCUACUGUGUGAAUAUAAAAAAAAAAUACAACAAAACUCAAUCGCAUAAUAUAUUACGUUGUAAAGGAUUGAAAAUGAAAUGAAAUGCAUUUAAUUAAUUCGAAUGAGAUUUAAAAAUGGCUUUAUACUUUUAUUUAUAUCACAUAUUAAUAUACCAUGACUAAUUUAUCAAUUAAGUACUGUUUAAUUUUAAUCUAAGAUCAUUAAAGCGCCAAUUAUAAGAUUGAUUACCUCUGAUAGCCUAAAAAUUGGGAUUUGUGAAGGCUCUCCCGCAUGUACAACACGACCAAGCCAAGUUUGCACCUCGCUGGAAUGUGGCGCUCCGCCCGCUCCCCCGCUCACCUUCCCGCGAUCGCCCUGUCGCGUCAGUACGGUUAGCAUUUUUGUCGCCGACACGCGUCAUACGAGUUUUCGUCUUCCUGUUAAAAACAAUAAAUGCAAAGUAAAAUCUAACAAACAUUUGUUUACAUUUUUAAAGACAUACCGGAUCCUUUUUUCAGACCGUACCUAAGCGGCAGUGUGACGUAAUCGAUGCGAGGUGCAAACUUAGCUUGGUCGAGCUGUAUAGAUUAACUUAAAAUAAUAAUAACGAUAGUUCUAAGAUGUAAUUAGAAGCUUCAACGUACAUUGACAGAAUUUCAACAACAUCAAAGUGUAAGUUAAUUAAUAUAAUUCUCUGAUAAUGUCAUCAUAAUAUCUCUCUAUAUAAACAUGACUUUUUUUCUUUACUUAUUCGUGCAUUUUACAAUAUGUAGUUUUAUAUUUUCAGUAAUGACGUGUUUUAUUCAAGCAUUUUUCAUUUAGAAAAUGUAACAAUAGAACAUUGUUUUUUUUUUAUAAAAAGAAGUUUCAAUAAAACUAUAGGAGCUGAUAGUUAUAAAUCGAGAAUACAAAAACGAAUUUAGAUUAUGAAAAAGAUUGGCCAUUAUUAUGUAGAGCUAUUUAUUGCCUGCGUCAAGAAUUUAAAUAAAGAAAAUAUGACAUAUAGCGUGAAGAAGUGUGAACUUGUGUGACUUCGCUGCCACAAAACACCAGUUCAGUUUAUCAUCAGUUUGACGUUUUUCAUAGGUCAAAUUUGAGGCCGUCAGCGCAAAAGUAUUCUAACCCACAAUUUUUCAUAAUCGUGCUUAUGUAUUGAAAUUUAUUUAUAAUAUAGGUAAUAUCCCUAGUAUCACUCAUAGAUAAUAGAUAGCUUUGUAAACAUUAUUUUUGCCUACGAAGAGAGAGAGAGAGAGAGAGAGUAUCCUUUAUUGUACACCAAAAAACAAAUAAACAGUGCAUGAUGAUACAUUAAAUACAAAAAAGUACAAUUGGUGGUCUUAUCGCUAAAGCAUUGUAUUAAGCAUUGUAAAACUAAUUUCAGACCUUAUCUCCACAUUAUUAUUAUUAAAUUCCUUAUUUCAGAUAAUGAUCCAUAUAAAUGUUAGUAACAGUUAUUUCUUAAAAAUAAGUUAGUAAGGACACAGUAAUAUACCAUAUAUAAUUAUGGUAGGCUUAGGCCACCUUUGCCCUGUCAGCCUCAUUUGAUCUGUCGUAUGUCAAAUGUACACCAUAAAACUAUGGAGGGUAGAAGUAGGGAGCAUCGUCUCAGUAUAUUAAAAAGAGAAAAAGGGAGCCAAUUAUGGUGGCGCCAUAGUAGCAAGUGGAAAGAUUUAAAAAACAGCGUCAUAAACUAACACACUUCACUCUGUUUAAAACUGCUAUAUUCAUACCAUUUCCACUUCCUACACUAGCGCUAUAUCGGUGAGUCUUCGAAUUAUAGCUUGCUGUUUAGAGGUGGACACUUUUUAAAUUUGUUCCCUAUACAAAAUACUGGCUCCUUAUCUCUACACUUCAUGCAUAAAACUGAGAAAAUUGUAGGUAAUUUAAUAAAUAAACAAAUAAUAUUGUGGUAACUCUUGAAAAGAGGUGUGUUUUGAGUGUGCUAAUGUAAGAAUUAGGGCCUAUCUAAUUUUUUUUUUCUUAUGGGCGCUCUUGAUGUUUUAUAAGUUUAUAUUAAAUAUCGUUGUCUCUCGUCUUCUUAAUAAUAAUUCAUAUCAAAGAACUGCUUUAUUUUUGGUAAACAUACCACCGAUGUUACCAACGCUAAUUUAAUAUAUAAAAAAGAACAAAACUGAAGAUAUCUUUAUUAAUUAAAACCGUUUUGACAUGAAAGAUUAAUUUAACUAACGAAAUACUCAUAAGUUAUUUGUUUUGCGGAUGCGUUUUUAAGAGGGAAUAAUGCGUGUGACACGUUUAUUUCGUUUUGUAUGUAUUGUUUUGUAUCGAUUCGAAUCUAAGUUAAAAAUAUAAAUUUAGAAUAGAAACAGCGUUGCCAGGUGUGAUAGUGUCGACCACCAUUGAGUGGCAUUGGAUAUAAAGAUUAAUUCUCCCUCGCGAUCAAAACAGUCUUAGCUGACCUGUUAGACGGUCAAUUAAACAUUUAACUAUAUGAAACAGUCUUAGCUGACCUGUUAGACGGUCAAUUAAACAUUUAACUAUAUGAAACAGUCUUAGCUGACCUGUUAGACGGUCAAUUAAACAUUUAACUAUAUGAAACAGUCUUAGCUGACCUGUUAGACGGUCAAUUAAACAUUUAACUAUAUGCUUCGUAUAACAUUCUUGUUUCCCUUGAUAGUUGUCUAAAAGUUUUUUGGUGCAAUUAAAUUCUGUUUAUUGGGAAAUUGUCACAAAUUCCGUUCUCAAAUAUACAUGUAUUUUUUUAAAAAUUAAAGAUCGCUUUCGUCUAUUCAUAAUCAUUCAAUUUGCAGACAAGCUCGAAGCUACACUUCUCCGUGCGACUACGCGUCCAGGAGAUUCAUUCGCGAAGCAGCUAGAGUUGUUAGGUCUCCUUUCAACGCACUCGGGUAGAUGUUAGCAAAUCCCGCUCCUCCAGGCUGAGCCCUUGUUCGCCCUCCUAUCCUGAUGGCCUCAGGGCUACCAGUAAUACCCCAAUCAUAAAAAAAGGUAUAACGGUUCUUGCCAAUCUGACGGUUUCUAUCGGUCAACUGUGACUGCAAACCACGCUAUGAAACUUAUUUUACAACAAAUAGGAAACUCGUUUAUAAUCAGAUUAUUUUUUAUGGACGGAUUGAUGGUAACCUUGAGGACUUCGGGUUUAGCAGCUAUCGUCUGGCAGCGCUGUUAUGAAGAACUUCAUUCGUCCUGCUCAUACUCUCUAUUUUCAUGUUUUAAAGAGAAAGUGAGAAAUUACAAUCGAUAUAUUUUUCAAGUUAAGCUAAUUGAGAUUUUAUUUGUAAGUCGAGAAUGGAAUAAAGUAAUUUGAUUUAUGAAAAAUAUAUUGUGAGCUUUAAAA
Molecule: messenger RNA, 8877 nt
Organism: Bombyx mori (domestic silkworm)
Lineage: Eukaryota; Metazoa; Arthropoda; Insecta; Lepidoptera; Bombycidae
Exons: 22
Coding region: 356-3760 (1134 amino acids)
Source: RefSeq, a predicted model, not a curated record